AUGUCGACCACAUCAUCUCGUACUUCCUCACGUGGGUACCCCCCACGACCCUCUACACCUGAUCAGACAGGCCGCACAUUGGAACGGUCAGGCUCUUAUGCUGUUGCGCCCAAGUCCGAGUACCUACGAAAUGCUCUCCAGGCACGGAGAGCCCACCACACACCCACAUCUUCCCUCCAAAAUACACAACCACCACCCCCACCUGCUUCGAAGCCCGCAGAAAUCAAGACUCCUAGAAGAUCGCCCGAUGUCUUUGCUGAGUUUGCUCUGUCCGAAGAACAACAAACACCUGUUUCACCCAUCCGACGACGGAGGACGAGCGAUGUUACAAUGGGAAUCCCGCGCUCCAAGACAACCCGAGAACUCCAAAAUGAGCUUGACAAACUAAAGGAAAAGCUCAUGACCUCAAGCCUGCGGGUCGAGCUGCUCAGGAGCAGUAACAAAGAACUGCAGCAAAACCUGGCAUCGGCAAAGGAACAAAUAGAACGGCUGGAACCAUUGGAGGACGAGAACUAUGAUCUUCGUGCCGAGAACCAACAGCUGAAGCUCAAAGUCGAAAACAUGGACGACGAAAUCGCAAGACUCAAAGACAGCAACGAGGACCAUCGCAAGACCAACGAGGAGCUCACUGCUAUAGCAAGCGAGAGCGCCGCGCAUUGGGAAGCCCAUGAAUUCGCCAUUGAAGAAGCUGCCGAGUGCAUCAUCAAGAUGGAGGAGGAGAAGGCCGUGCUGACCAGGGAGCUUCAGGAGCUCAAGGACCGAGUUAUAGCAUUGGAGAGCACCUCUUCUGGCAGCGCGCUUGUCGAUGGCCCCGCCAAGUACCCGUCGCGCGUCUAUAGCGUCGACGAAUCAAGGCCUUCUACUAGCCACUUCGACUCGGACUACUACAGCCAGCCAUCGUCACCGCAAGCCAAGCCCAGCAUCGAAUCAGUCACAUCCUUUACACCCUCUGAAUUGUCGAAAAAGUUUCUCGACUUGAAAGAGGAACGUCGAAGAUCUACCCGUGAUCUCGUAAAUCGCAUGUCAGCGGUAUCCCUGAGAGCACUUCGCGAAGCAUCCCCGUCCCCUGCUCCAGAAGUCCCCCAGAUCCCUGAAGCAUACCAGCAACCAAUACCGAAAUUUGUCCAAAAUGAUAGGUCGGAAACACCCCGCGCCAAUCCUGUGCAGUAUCGCAAAGAUCUUGAAAUGCUUCCUCCGCCAUUGAUGGAAGCUGCACCGAUAGCUUCUCCAGUUCGACCACACACAGUAGCUCCACAGGCACCGGCGCCCCAACCAGAUGGGCUGCGCGGCUUGUACCGACCUGAGAGGCGUUCUAGCAACAGGGCGUCAAACGACGUUCGUCCAUCAUCGAUGGUCGUCACAUCCACGAAUUCAGGUAGUCUGGGAUAUCGCCACCACUAUGCGGAACCAUCGGCGCAUAGCCUCUCACGAUCCAGCAGCAACCAUACAGGCACGAAUAGUUCGAACGAGCGACUACGCACACUACGCCACCGGAAAUCCUCGGCUAGCAUGAGAACCCCUACAUCUGCAGCAUCUUCAGAGUGGGAGAUCCUAGCCUCCAACAACUCCCCUCCUGUCUCUGUGUCAUCUCAAGCUGAUCUAACCACUGAGGUAGACCCGCUCGCAGACAAAGACAGGUGGUGGCGCAGCAUCGAUCAUCUGACACUUUCUCAAGUAAAUGCCCAAGCCCACCAACAUUUGUAUAGCGGACAGCUAUCUAACACGCCACCAGACAUCGACCAGCCUCGCAAGCUCAACCCUAUCACAUCGCGCGAUUCGAUGAAGAACAGCCCGCAGAGAAGCAAGACGGCAACGCCCUCGAAUACUCGUGUGACAUAUGAGAAAGACUUUUUGUUCAACGCGGCAGAAAGCGAAGAAGACUUUAUGCGCAAGGCUCGCAAUGCGAUGCCUAAGCGGAAGCCAUAG
Messenger RNA from Pyrenophora tritici-repentis Pt-1C-BFP, 1926 nucleotides. Its product is annotated as MAD multi-domain protein. Lineage: Eukaryota; Fungi; Ascomycota; Dothideomycetes; Pleosporales; Pleosporaceae. The record is from RefSeq and is a predicted model, not a curated record.